GUUUUCUGCCAAGCAGGUAUUGACCCAUGGGCAUCAGAAGCUUGCAUCUUGCAACAGUUCAACACUUUAGAACUGUUCCAGCACCACCAAGAAACGCACGAUGAAAUUAACAAACCCUGGGCCUGUUCCAGUAUACACGGUCGCGGGGCCAUCGACGGCACGGCCGCUGCCAGACUGGCUUGCGCGGCGCAGGAAGAGGUCCUCCAAGUACGACCCCGAAAACCUCAACAACUUUGAGCUGCUCCAAGAAUUCGAGUUUGAGGAGGCCAGCAACUGCGUCCGAGUCAGCGAGGAUGGCAACUGGAUCAUGAGCACGGGCACCUACAAGCCUCAGUUCCACGUACACUCGACCCAAGAAUUGUCGCUGUCCUUCUCCCGCCACACGAAGUCCGAGAACACGACGUUCCUCCUCCUCAGUUCCGACUAUUCGAAAAGCGUCCACUUACAGUCCGAUCGGUCGUUAGAGUUCCACACGCCCAUGGGAUGCCACUACGAGGUCAGGAUUCCCAGGUUCGGCAGAGACUUGGCAUACCUCCGCCAGAACACCGAGGUGCUUAUUCCUGCCGUCGGCCUGAGCUCGGAUGGCUCUGGAUAUGGCGAGGUCUUCCGCCUAGAUCUGGAGAGGGGCCAGUUUCUCCGGCCGUGGCAGAUUGACGUGGGCGAGGACGACCCUGGGAGCGGCUUGCAAGGGAGCAUUCAUGUGGGCGCAGUCAAUGUCGCAGCAGUAGCAGAGAGGACGCAUGGCCUCUGCGCUUUCGGCACAUCCGUGAGCACCGUCGAGUUCUACGACCCGCGCAGCAAGGCGCGAGUGGCUGUUCUUGGGGGGCACGAAGGCGAAGUCACGGCCCUCGACUAUAGUGAGGACGGACUGUCGCUUGCCCUCGGCACGAGCACCGGCCAGAUUCGCGUAUUCGACCUCAGAAACCCCCGUCCGCUGCUGAAGAAGGACCAAGGAAUGGGGCUCCCCAUCAAAAACCUGAUCCAUCUGAAGACGCCCACCGAGGAGCGUAAGCUUCUUUCGGCCGACAAGCGCAUCAUCAAAAUCUGGGACGAGCAGACUGGGGACCUCUGGACCUCGGUCGAACCGUUGGUCGACCUCAACUUUGUCACUCAUGUGCCAGACUCGGGCAUGAUCUUGACUGCGAACGAAGGCAAGCAUAUGCACUGCUUCUUCAUUCCUGACCUAGGCCUUGCACCCAGAUGGUGUCACUUCUUGGACAACCUGGUCCACGAGAUGGAGAACGAGAAGCAGACCGAGACUUAUGACAACUACAAGUUCUUGACCAAGCCCGAGCUCAAGUCCCUCAGCCUGGACCACCUUAUCGGAAAGACCAACCUGCUGCGACCGUACAUGCACGGCUACUUUGUCGCUGCUAAGCUGUACGAUCAGGCUCGUCUUAUCGCCAACCCCUACAUUUGGGAAGAGGAGCGGGCCAAGAGGAUUAAAGAGAAAAUUGAGAAGGAGCGCUCAAGCCGCAUCAGGGGUAUCAAGAGGGUCAAGGUUAACCAAAAACUGGCCGACAAGAUCCUGCAGCGGCAGGAGAAGAGAGGCAAAGUGGACGCUGAAGCAGGCGUUCUCGGCGACUCCCGGUUCAACAAGCUCUUUGAGGACGAGGAAUUCAUGGUCGACGAGACCAGCCAAGAAUUUCGCGCCCUCAACCCCAGCACCAAAGUGGAGGGUGCGGCAGGCCAGGAUGUUCCCAUGCGCGGUGGCGACUCGAGCGACGAAGAGAGCGGCUCCGAUGCCGAGAGCGAGUCCAGGAGACCAGACGGCGACCUGCUCAUGCAAGUAUCGUCCUCGAAGGCCCAAGGCGGCAGGAUCAAGGACGUGGCAUUUGGCUCCAGGGAGCAGAAGGAGGCACGUGCCACGAGAGCUCGGGGCGGCGAUGUUGUUGGAGAACAACAAAUCACAUUUGUACCGGAAUCGAAAAAGAAGAGCAAGCCGCAACCUGCGCCUCCGGCGGUCAAGCGCCAGGACAGGAGGAGCGCAAGCAACAACACCUUCCGACGGCUAUAGAGGCCAGUCCCGCUUCCGUUCGGAUCCUAUAUCUUACAAGCAUACUGCACCGUCUUUGGCGGAAAAUCGCGCGAUUCGUGGAUCGUGGGCCUCGGCUGCCACCGCUCCAGGUUGCCGUCCACUGCCUCCUAUGCCGCCAGCCUACCCAGCGGCUACCAGCAGCAUCACCCAACACUAUCCUCUCUCGCCUUCCCACCCCGGCUCAUCCGAUUCCCGCCCCUACUUCCGGCUGAAAUUCGUCCUCUUCUUCUUGGACUUGUCGAGGCC
Thermothielavioides terrestris NRRL 8126 is the source of this 2284-nucleotide messenger RNA. RefSeq lists its product as uncharacterized. The coding region runs from base 101 to 2017 and encodes 638 amino acids. Gene Ontology annotation, biological process: maturation of SSU-rRNA from tricistronic rRNA transcript (SSU-rRNA, 5.8S rRNA, LSU-rRNA). The record is from RefSeq and is a predicted model, not a curated record. Gene Ontology annotation, molecular function: protein binding. Gene Ontology annotation, cellular component: 90S preribosome; nucleolus; small-subunit processome. The transcript is spliced from 4 exons. NCBI's taxonomy places the organism in Eukaryota, Fungi, Ascomycota, Sordariomycetes, Sordariales, Chaetomiaceae.